Molecule: messenger RNA, 3030 nt
Organism: Peniophora sp. CBMAI 1063
Lineage: Eukaryota; Fungi; Basidiomycota; Agaricomycetes; Russulales; Peniophoraceae
Source: the annotation of a GenBank genome assembly
AUGAGGGCACUCUGCUUCCUCGCCGCCGUGUGCGGCGUUCUGAAUGCGCUCAUUGCGCCGGUCAUCGCGCAAAUCAAGUCCACAGGUCUGACUACGGACGUCGAAUGGGAUCCGCACUCGCUGUUCAUCUUCGGGCAACGCGUCUUCGUGCUCUCAGCCGAAGUGCACCCUUGGCGCUUACCAAACCCGGAGCUGUGGGGCGACGUCUUUCAGAAGAUCAAGGCGAACGGAUUCAACACCGUCUCGUUCUAUGUACACUGGGGGUUGCACUUCCCGACUUCUGAUACAAACGGAGGCGCAGGUGACUGGCAGGAGGGAAGUUACAGGGACAUUCAGAGGUUCAUUAACGAGGCAAAGGCUGCGGGACUUUGGCUCAUCGCGAGGCCAGGACCCUACAUCAACGCGGAAACUAGCGGCGGAGGCUUCCCGGGUUGGGCCGGCAACAUCGCCGGCAGCGUGCGAACGGAUAAUGUGAACUUCACAGCUGCAUGGAUGCCCUAUCAAACCGCCAUCUCAAAAAUCAUAGCAAAGAACCAGAUCACCGAAGGUGGCCCCAUCAUUCUGGUGCAGGCAGAAAACGAGUUUAGCGCCGGCACUGGCCGGAGUGACUAUAUGCAGGCCGUCAUCGACACCUUUAGAGCCAAUGGCGUUGUCGUCCCCUUGACAUUCAACGAUCAACACUCCGGCCAGGCCGGUAACUUUAGCCCAGACAAGGGUGGUCAGGGCGCCGUUGACAUAUACUGUGGCGAUUCUUACCCUCAAGGAACGUCAAGAUGGUCCCAGACCCAGCUCGUCUACUACGCUUACCAUAAAGCGGCGGCUCCGAGUAAUCCUCUGUGUUUGGCCGAGUUCGGGGCUGGAUGGCUUAUGGGGUGGAACUCGGGUGCUUUGGGCGGUACGGGUUAUGAGAAGUACGAGACCACCCUGGACAACAACGAGUAUGAGGCCGUCUUCUACAAGGAUGCAUAUGGUCAAACGGCGACCAUCUUCAAUGUUUACAUGGGCUUCGGCGGAACCAACUGGGGUCAAACAGCCGAACCCACUGUGUAUACCAGUUACGACUAUGGCGCCGCCGUCAAUGAGAACCGUGUAGCGACGCUCAAGAUGAACGAGAUGCGCCUUCAAGGUGCCUUCCUUCGCGUCGCGCGCGAGCUCACCGGCACCACCCAGAUCUCGAAUGGCACCAACUACACUUCAUCUUCCCUGAUUCACACAGCCGAACUUCGCAAUCUCGAGAGUGGAUCGGCGUUCUACGUUCUGCGCCACAACGACAGCACCUCACUCGACCUUACAACGACUUCACUCAUUGUGAAUACAUCGGAGGGAGAGCUUGAGAUACCGAAGUCCGGAAACAUCACCCUCACUGGUCGCGAUAGCAAGAUCCUUGUAACGGACUUUACUUUUGGCGCUAACGAUACCUCUAUCCUAUACUCCACCGCUGAGAUCAUGACUUGGACGACAAUCGGAGAUAGGGACUACCUCGUACUCUACGCGCAACCCGGAGAAAACGGCGAGACGGCGCUCAAGUUUGAUACAGAGCCAACGGUCAACUUGACCGAAGCUCCGACCGCCUCAUCCUCCUACGAUAGUGGUCUUCUCGUCCUCAACUACGCUCUAGAUGGAGACCAGUAUAUCGACAUCGAAGGAAACAAUUCGAUCACUGUCGUUGUUCUCGACAAGACGUCGGCGUACAGCUGGCAUGCUCCGAUCUUACCUGGCGAUGGAGACUUCCCGAAUUACUUCUCGAUCGGGUCGAACUCGUCAGUGCUUGUGAAAGGGCCGUACCUCGUGCGAAACGCGAGCAUCUCCGGAGAUACCCUGCACCUUACCGGAGACAUCAACGGAACGACAACCGUCGAAUUCAUCGCUCCGCCUAACCUCAACACGCUGCUCUGGAACGGCGUCUCAUACGAUCUCACUCCGACAUCGCACAGAUCCUUCGUAGUGCAGAUCGAGGCGGUAGAUGCCAUUGCUUUGCCUAUCCUUGGCACGUGGAAAGUCUCCGGGAGCUUGCCUGAAGUAGAUCCCGACUUUGAUGAAUCGGAUAUGGUGACGGCGGACUUGACGGCUACGAAUUACACGAACCUGCCUCCGCUCUCAGGCGACGUCGUACUCUACUCUCAACAAUACGACUUCUUCGGAGGCAACCUGAUCUUCCGUGGGAACUUCAACGCCUCGGGUACUGAGACUGGCAUCAACCUCACGGUCAUCGGCGGGUUCGGGUUCGCGUACUCUGCGUUCCUCAACGACCACUUCCUUGGGUCGGGUCAAGGCAACUCGACCGUAGCGCAACUCACGGAUGUGUGGGAUGUUACCGCCGGUAUGCUCAGGGUUGGGCAGGAUAAUGUUUUGACUGUCAUACAAGACCAUAUGGGCAUCGUAGAGACGAGCUCCAACAGCGGCAAAGAGCCGCGAGGCAUCCGCGGCUACGAGAUCCUUGGCUCGAACGCGACCUUCACGUCCUGGAAGAUCCAAGGCAACCAAGGUGGCGCGCGUGACGCGCCCGAUACGUUCCGCGGCUACCUGAACGAAGGCGGCUUGUACGCUGAGCGCAUCGGCGCGCACCUUCCCGGGUUCGAUGAUUCGAACUGGAACACGAGUUCGCCUCUUGCGUCUGAAGGAGGGGGACUCACUGGUGCUGGUGUGAACUUCUAUCGCACUACGUUCAACUGGUCUGCUCCGCUCGACGUGGAUGUCCCUCUACGGCUUUCGAGCACCCCCAGUGAUAUCGGCGUGCACUUCCGUGCGCAGAUCUACCUGAACGGAUGGCAGUUGGGCAAAUACGUGAAUAACCUCGGCCCGCAAACCGUAUUCGUACUUCCGCCAGGCAUACUCAAGCGCCAAAGCGAGAACACGCUCGCAGUGUCUCUCUGGUCGCUCGAUGACGAGCCGGUCGGGUUGGCUGGUCUCGAGUUCAUCUCGGACGGCCAGUUCUCGUCGGCUUUGAAUCUGGUGGACUAUGAGCUCGCUCCUGACUACGCUACUCAGGCUUCUCUUCGCCCGUCUCCUCUUCUUGUCGCACCGAUGUAG